UUUUCUUUCAUCUCUUUUUGCUACAGCAACUGAUGAGGGAAAGGCAGCAGAUGGCCAGUCGCCCUUUUGCCUCGGUCGCGGUGACACUGGAUGUGGGCGGCACUCAGAUAGAACUGCUUCAGGGCGGAAUCGAGGGACCGCCCAAACCAGUUGCUGUAGAACCCUGUUCAGGGGGUAAAGCAGCGGUACUCACAGUGCUUAUGUGCCUCCCAAGAGGGGCAGCUGGUGUUCCUCCACCCGGCCAGACAGGUAUAGCCAUCGCCAGCGCUCUUAUCGACACGUCCCAGCAGAAGCCCAUGGACUUCAAAGAGAAAAGCCAAGGCAUGAAGAACCGCAAAGCUCUGCCCCACGCUCACCAGGGCACCUGUGUUUGAAUCUGUGGCCUCGGUGGGCUGUCCUUUACCAGAGCGACCUCCUCUCUUGUGCUCCUUCAGGCAGAUGGCAGCCUAGAGUGGCCCCAUGUGAGGGGAUUAUUUAGGCGACAGAGUGCUGUCUGUUUCCACUCCACAUUCACUUUAUCUCUCCACGUCAAUUGAACGUCGUAAAUAGAUCUCAUCCAUUUCCAAUGACCUUGCCAUCACCACCUGCUCAAACUCCAUCCAAACCAAUCGACAGGCUUCUUCUUGAUUCAUCCGACUCUUGGCGCAGUUGAGCCUUCAUUUCUGUCUUUUCAAGGCCUUCUGAACAUUGAGGGUCUCUCCCAUCAGCUUUACACCAAGCUCAGAUGUGCCUCUAGCAUGGUUUGUACAUUUUGGACCAGAGUGUCUUGCUAAGCCAGAAGUAGCAUUCUGGUAGUCUCGGGACGGUCGCCGGUUUUGUGUACGGGUUGCUCACAUAUUUGUAUGCUCGCCAACUAGUGUUAUGUUUUUGCUCCGUUUUUAGCUCUUUCGACAUAUUAUUUAAGAGAUGGACUAUAGAAAUGUUUGCCAUGGCAUGGACGCUGCCUGUCAUGUAAGCUAAUGACGUUCUGCUGCUGGUGGCUUCAUGCUUGGUAAAACCCGUGUUAGGAAUGGAUCACAUUCGUUUUUAGCAAGAAAGGUUUCACACAUUUCAUUCUUAUGCUCUUCUUGUGAAGACUUUGCAUGAACCACUCACAUUAUGCUUGAAAUCUUUAAACAGUUUGUGGGUUACGUGUCACACUACGAACGUCUUCACGUCUUGAAAUAUCGCACACCAUUAGCUGCACCGUAAUAUAGUGGAGCCAGCUGGUUCGGGUGAAAUAGAGUAUCAGUUGUAAACCACAGAGAUAAUUCGGACGCUAGUUGAGGGAUGAAAUCGCACCUCGCUGACAUGGCAAAAGAAUUAACGCCAAAAGCCGCAUCGCAACGGGUGUAUAGUAUUGUUAAGGACAUGCUAGGAAACUCUAGGAAAGCUGUUGAUCUUUAUUUUUAAUGUUGUUUUGCAGCGGUACAGAUUUAAAUGAGCAAUGACUCAUAACUUUGCAGUAACGAUUUAUCUCUUUAUAAUGUACUUUUGUAUCCUUAAGUUUCACAUAUUGUGAAUUUCAACAAGGAAGAUGAUUUUGAAGAGACCAGCAGGUAAGAGUGUAUUUAGACUGUUCAUACACUCAUGGAUUGAGUCCUCUUAGAGAAGGUUUACCAGGAUUCACCAAACCACUGGAUCUUCUGAAGUUUUCAACCUUGCUCCAACACAUGGCCAGGACCGAGCCUGAGCCCUCCGUGGGUAAAACAGGAUGUCCGGGGGACUUAUGUUCUUCUCUGUGGCAACAGCAAAAAGUGUACAGCAUCCUAAUCACCACUUGUUUGCUUUAGAUGGACUUGAACAUGUGAAUCUAAUGUGAAUCGCUCUUUUCUCUUCAUGUAGCUACUUCAAUGUUUAUGUUUGUAUUUUUUUGCUGGUUUUAAUAAAGGAUAUUAAAAGGUC
Messenger RNA from Carassius auratus (goldfish), 1884 nucleotides. RefSeq names its product attractin-like protein 1. The transcript is spliced from 3 exons. Lineage: Eukaryota; Metazoa; Chordata; Actinopteri; Cypriniformes; Cyprinidae. Bases 33 to 374 code for a protein of 113 amino acids. The record is from RefSeq and is a predicted model, not a curated record.